GGUUUUUGUCGGCUGUAAAGAAUAUUUUCGUAUGACCAGCUUCUGCUUUGGAAAUACAUCAAUUUGAGAGCUGCGCAUACUAUUUGAAUGAUUUCUUUAAGCUCAAAAGUAAAUUUGCCUGUGGAAAACGUCAAAUGACUGAGCUGCAAGUUCAGCAAACCACAGCACAGUGGCCAAAUGCUCAGGAGAUGCCCUUCUGGCUUGAAAAAGCCAUCGCUUGGGGCCAAAUUGACACUCCACACACAGGGAAAGACAUCUCCUUACACUUGAAGAGACUGAGGGAUUUCCUCCAGCAGCUUCUCUCAGAAAUCAGCAGUGUGAGCUCCACAACAGAAACAUUGAAUACGCUUCCAUUAUUAGGUCAGCUUUUAGGCCGGCUGUGCUGGAACCCUCAUGUCACUGCAGAAGAUGAAAGUAGAAGACUUCUCCUCCAGUGUUUGUUGGCUCUGUAUUCUGAGUAUCCAAGCAAUGCAGUGGAAACAAAAGCCAACCAGUGGAUACAGAAAGUCCUGUGUCAUCUGGCUACAGAUGAAGAAGAUGGUGCAGCCGUGGACCUGAUGAAGCAUUUAGGAGUGCCAACCAAAGAAUACCAUCUUAAAGUGCUGAGAAAGAUGGUGACAAGAAUACAGAAAAGCAUUGGGAAUAGUCGGUGUUCUGAGAGCAGCACAAAUAAGGGGUGUUCAUGUGGCAGUAUUUGGGCUGCGUCUGAGGCUUGUGUGCCUCUCAUCACAUGUCCUGAAGCAUCUCCUCUUAUUGGUGCUUUGCUGCAACAGCAGAUGACUUGCAUCAGAGAAGGUCUGAGUGAAAACUUCCUUGAUACUCUACAUUCUGCCUACUCAAGAUGCGACCUGCUACUGGACGAGCAGGCAGUUGUUUCUCUGUGGUGUCAGAGCUUACACAGCCUGGAGGAAGCUGUGCUCAGUCUGUUGGAGUCUGCUACUAAAGCAGAAUCAACACCAAACAAGGUGGAGGAGCAAGUGUCAAAGUCGUUACUGCCUAAAGCUUGUGCUCAGCAUUGUUCAGUAUUCCUGGUUGUAAAUGACAUCUUCAGGACUGUUCUUAAACAGACUGAAAGGAAUGAGCGUAUUAAAAAUGUUUUUCAAACAUUUACCAAAUUCUUCUUCGUGGAGCUUUCACGACUGCAGCCUCGGACAUCUGCAUCUUUAAAAGCCUUCUUCCCACAGUCCCCUCCAACUCUUCUGAUUCCUCUCUUUACCAUGCCUUCAGAGAUGCCUCAGGAGAGUUUGAAAAACCACCUGAUGUGGGUCAGCAGCUCAUUACAGAGGCUGACUGAGGAGGAAGAAGAUGAGGAAAACUCAGAUAGAAGCAACAUCAGAGGGAACCAUAAAGUGUUUGAGGCAUGGUUCCUGCUGGUUCAGUGUGCCUACUGGAUGCAGGUGGUGGUCCAACUGCUGGUCACAUCAGGUCCCGACGACUGUGGUCCCCUUCUCUGGUUACUGACCUUUUAUCAUCACCCCACCAACAGGUGGCACCAUAGAGCUUCACAGCUGGUCCAGGCCAAAGCAGCGUGGGACCACCUGUACAGUCUUUUCUCCAGCGCGGCUCAUCCUCUUCCUUCUGACCACCUGCAGUCUUUUAUCAAUCUGCUGGCACCAAAACCUCAGCAGCCGUUACUUGCCCCGUCGUUGACCCUUAACCUUUUGGUUAACUUUGCUACUUUUGGUCAACUUCCCCUGAGCAUAUCAGCAGAGAUUACACAGAAGGUGGUGCAUCAGUCUGGUCUGCAGGAUGAAGCGACACGUGUUCUCAGCUCGCUGCGUCUCAGACUGACUGACCGAGGCAGCUUUGCAAACGACAGAGUUCAUCUCAGGAUCGAGGAACUUCACAACACAAUAAAAAACAAAUGUAAGCCAGAUGCACGCUCACAAGCUGACACAUAGCUUCGCUGCUGUGUUGUCCUACAGUGGAGGGAGGCUGUUGAAAACAUCACAGUGAGGACAGAUUGCAGGACAUGAGGACACAGUUAUAAACACACAUGUAAGACAGUUACAUGUCCCACAAACACUGUUGAGCAGUGAAAGAUGCCCGUGUUAGGAAGCAUCUGCGUGUACGUGUCAGAGUCUGCCUGCUCACUAAAUUUCUACAAGUCCCAUCAAACUGCACAGGCUGAACGCAAGACAACAGUAAGAAGUACUCUACAGUAUCAGUGAUUGUGCUUUACUUGUGCAAACCUACUGUGCAUGGAAUAUUGCAAGUAUGUUAGAAACUGUCAAUAGUUCUGCUCAUUUGUGUAUUGUGUAUUUCUUUGUCAUUGGGAUCACAUUUACUAUGACAAACACAAACGUAAGCACCCAUUGUGAAAUGCAUAUAUACUUAAUAUUUCAGAUUUCUAUGAAGAAUGUAGACAUUUCCUUGAUAUCUAGUUUUAAUUUGUAAAUUUACUGUAAAAUUGGAUUUAUUUUAUUUACACUUGAAAAAAAAGAAAAGAUAAAGAUCUAUCAAACUUUCCUGUAUGUGUUCAGACAAGAGAUGCAUUUAUGUCAAAGCACAUAAUUUCAACUAUUUUAUUUGGUUAAUUUAUGAAUAUGGUUUCUAGCUCUUUCACCUCAGAAAAUGUGUAUAGAAUCGAGUGAUUGACAAAAAUAGAUUUUCCUAUGGUAUUGUGAUUUGUGUCAAUGUGCUUGUAGAAAAAGAAACAGUGACUUGCUUUGUUCUCUUACAGUGUAAAGUUAUAAUAUUUAAUUUUUACUCUUGCCAGAAUUUGAAUUUAGUUGCCUCUGUUUGCUUUCAUUAUUUGUUUAAAAAGAUGUUGUCUUUCAAAGCAGCUUGUGUUGCAUCUGUCUGAAAUAGAUGGAAAAUUUGCUAUGUGGGGCAGGUGUUGCCUAGUUGUGCAGCAUUGUAACUUUUUUAUUUUCAAGGUGUCCCACAAAUUUGGAUGAAAUUUUAGAAGUAAAUUCCUGCAGCAACUAAAAAAAAAAGAAAAGAGCACUGCAUUUCUUAACCAAGUUUACUUCUGAUAUUUUGAACCUACUUGCCUAAAGUUCUUUAAAUUUGGUUUAUUCUGGUUUUGUCAUGUUCUAUAUAGAAUGGGUCUCAUUGAUAGAAUUUGAGUUUAGGAUAAACAGAAAACACAAGAAACAUAUCAUUUAUU
This is a messenger RNA of Poeciliopsis prolifica (blackstripe livebearer), 3112 nucleotides long. RefSeq names its product FA complementation group C (gene fancc). Gene Ontology annotation, cellular component: Fanconi anaemia nuclear complex. NCBI's taxonomy places the organism in Eukaryota, Metazoa, Chordata, Actinopteri, Cyprinodontiformes, Poeciliidae. The transcript is spliced from 15 exons. Bases 135 to 1901 code for a protein of 588 amino acids. Gene Ontology annotation, biological process: nucleotide-excision repair; interstrand cross-link repair; cellular response to oxidative stress. The record is from RefSeq and is a predicted model, not a curated record.